AUGAUUAUGAUGAUAUAUAGCCACCCACAGCGGCCCCCUGUCAUCCACUAUGGGUGGACUGCUGAUAUCGAUCUUCUUCUCGAACUGGCCAAAGAGCUCGAUUGUGUCAAGAUGUAUACACGCUCGACGUUCGUAUGCGAUCCCGACGACGAAGACUUGGACGAGGAAGGAAAGAAUUAUGUAGAGAAGGAGGAGUACGACAACAGCACCCCGGCACAGGCGAUUCUCACUUCCAGAUUUAAGCCAGAAAGAGUUACGCGGGAGUCCGAAGUGCGAUACGCCGCUAGGCGUGCGGGAUGGGACCAAUAG
Fibroporia radiculosa is the source of this 309-nucleotide messenger RNA. RefSeq lists its product as uncharacterized. The coding region runs from base 1 to 309 and encodes 102 amino acids. Lineage: Eukaryota; Fungi; Basidiomycota; Agaricomycetes; Polyporales; Fibroporiaceae. The transcript is spliced from 2 exons. The record is from RefSeq and is a predicted model, not a curated record.